AAGAUGUCGACAAAUACAACAGUUUAUACUGGUUUCUGGACUAACUGGUCCAAAGGAGCAGUGACUGGAUCGACUCUUACACUUUCUAAUCGAAAUGGAGCUGUACUUAUUGCCGCUUUGGCUAUAUUCUUGCAAUUUGCCGGCAUAGGCUCAUGGAGUAUCAUGUGCUUUGUGGCUCACCAGAUGAGGACAACAACCGAAGCAAGAGAUGGCUUACAUCACCAGCAACAAGCAGUGUUGCGCAACGCAACAUCUGAUUUCGGUACAUUAUGGCAAUUCACAAGAAUAGGGUGGGCUUGGCGUUCUCGUUCGUCGUCCUUUCGGCGAUCACUUACGCCCGUUCUCAUUGGAGCCUUGCACGUGAUAGCUUUUGGUGCUGCUUCUAUUCUUUCUUCACAUAUCACGACUGUUGGAGAUCAAGUACUGGUAGCUCAAAGUCCACUAUGUGGUGAUUGGAAGGUUGCAACUGCUGGUACUACUCUCAACUCGACAACGGGCAGAGAAGAGACUGCAUACGACAGCUAUCUCAGGAUGACUAUGGCUGCUAGUCAAGAAUAUGUUCAAACUUGCUUGUCAGGUUCAGAACUGCCUGAGUGUAACACGUUCAAACAACGACAAUUAUACUGGACGUCGGCAAACAUUUCAUGUCCUUUUGAUAAUUUGUGUCUUGGUGCAGAGAACGGCUCUUUCUACAUGGAUACUGGUGUGCUUGACUCGAGAGACGAUUUCGGUAUCAAUGGUCGAGAUAAAGAGCGAAUUCAAUUCAGGAAAAACACAACUUGUGUUCCAAUCAAGUCGGAUGGCUAUAUGGUAGAGGGUAACAGCUCCAUAGACUUUGAUGGGUAUUUCUCUUCGGGAUCCAGUGGAACCGCAGCUUUCAAUUAUACCGCAGCAUUCUAUGGACCAAUGAAUCCUGAACAAUUUGCAGAUUCUGGAAUUGAGGAUUCCUCGAUUUCGAAUGCCACUUAUAUCUAUACUAACUUCAGAGAGAUGGCUACCCCAAUGUGGAACAACGGGAAGUCGCCAUAUGAUGUUCAUGUCGAAACAUCGAUCCAAGGCUUCUUUACACCUCUGCCAGAAUUCAAAUCGUCCAAUCAGACACUGUCAUUGAUAUUUGCGUCGAUCGGGGGAUUCUACCAAGAAGUCUCUGAUGAUCUUUGGCUUUCGGCACACAAGAACUACACAAUCCAGGACGACGAAGCAAGUGGGGGUAGCUACGAGGAGGAGAUCUUCUAUCCUGACAGAAAGCUAUCCGCUCUAGCUUGUGUGGAGCAAGUUCAAAUAUGUAACCCUUCUCCGCAAUUCAACAAUAGGUCCCGAUGUACGCCCUGGCUGCCAAGCGAUGUUUUGGAAUCUAGUAAAGAAAUCUUAGCCGAAGUAUUAGAUACGGAACGUCAGAAAGCACUGGCUUACACCAUGAGGGUCGCAUCAGAGACCUCCAUGAUAUUUUAUGUCAUCGAUAGUUUGUCUUCGCCCCUGUUAGCUGAUGAGUUAGCCUAUGCUGGCCAGUUGCUGCCACCUGCUCCGAAUCAAUGGGUUCUGGAAGCCAGUAACUGGUUUACUAUCAGCCUUGCAAAUACACAGCGCUUCUUUAAUGAGUAUGUGACCGGUCCUCCCCAGGAAUUUGCCCAAUAUAAAGACCAAGACACAGCCAGAAACUAUCCAAGUAUAGGUUGGGUCUGCCAAAACUUGAUCAUCCGACGCAAUGAUUUUACCAACUUCAGCACCUUGGCAAUCAGUUUGGUAUUCGGCCUUGGUCUACUGGUCAUGGCGACGAGCAUGUGUCUAGAGACACUCGUGGGUUUGUUUCGCAUAAGGCUGAAGAAGUCGAAGUGGAAGCAGAGAGCUUGGUGGGCAGAGGGUACUCUACAAUUGCAACGAAGAGCAUUUGAAGCACUUGGGGUGCGAGAUUGGGAGUCAGGCGACUGGGACAGUAUUCCACUUUCAGACAGAGGUCAUACUUGGAACGCCUUCCAGUACUGGGAUGAGAUUCGUCCACUGGUUAAAACACCAGAGAAAAGUCCCGGAGAGCUAGAAAGCCAGGCUAGCCCAUCGGUGCAUGAUGGUUCGCAGCAGACUCACAGUAUGGUGAUGAAAUUGCCUUUGGUAGCAGAGAAGGAGAUGAAGAAAGAUGUGCAAAGAAUACGCUCCAAAUCUUUUUGA
Messenger RNA from Mollisia scopiformis, 2163 nucleotides. RefSeq lists its product as uncharacterized. The record is from RefSeq and is a predicted model, not a curated record. NCBI's taxonomy places the organism in Eukaryota, Fungi, Ascomycota, Leotiomycetes, Helotiales, Mollisiaceae. The transcript is spliced from 3 exons. The coding region runs from base 4 to 2163 and encodes 719 amino acids.